AUGAAUCCGACAAUUAUGGCGACAUCGCUUGCGCCACCAAUGAAUACGGAGACUCUCUGCGUCGUCACUGCAGACGCUUUAUUUCUAUUGCAAUUCAUCGCUACCUUGUUGCCCAAGAAGCAGGAGAGCAGCUUCCAGCAAGCAUCACCCAUUAUCAUAUAUACGAAGCCCAGGCGUUUCUGCCUCUCAUACCAAAGAAGGGAGAAGAAGAAGAAGGCAAUGGCAGCGGCGGCAGGAGAAGUGAGGCUGAUCGGGGCGUGGCCGAGCCCGUACGUGCUGCGCCCGAGGGUCACCCUGAACCUGAAGGGGGUGGAGUACGAGUUCUUGGAGGUGAAGUUCGGGGAGAAGAGCGAGCUGCUUCUGAGAUCCAACCCUGUGUACAAGAAGAUCCCCGUCCUCCUCCACCACGACAAGCCCGUCUGCGAGUCGAUGAUCAUCGUGGAGUACGUCGACGGGGCCUGGGCUAAUUCCGGCCACGCCAUCUUGCCGGCCGACCCCUACGAGCGCGCCCUCCACCGCUUCUGGGCCGUCUACAUCGACGACAAGUGGUUCCCAUCAAUGGUCGGCAUCGGAAAGGCUGAAACAGAGGAGGCCAAGGCCGAAUCCGCGGAGCAAGCGCGGGCCGGGCUGAAGCUGCUCGAGGAGGCGUUCGAGAAGCUGAGCAAAGGCAAAGCCUUCUUCGGCGGGGACACCAUCGGCUACGUCGACAUCGUCCUCGGCGCCCACCUGGGGUGGGCGAAGGUGAUCGAGCAGAUGACCGGCCUCAAGUUGUUCGACGAGGAGAAGACGCCUCUGCUCGCGGUUUGGGCGGAGAGGUUCUGCAACCACGAGGCCGUGAAGGAGGUGAUGCCGGAGACGGAGAAGCUGAUGGAGUACGCCAAGAUCCGUCUGGGGAAAUAGGAGGAGUCUCCUGCGAAUUAUAGCCAAGGAAUCGUGGUGGUCACUUGGAGUUGCUUCAGGAUCUCGCCGUUGUGGUGAAAUCCGGAGAGAAUAAUGUGUUUGCUCAUGAUGUUGUGGCCUUUUUGUGUUUGCUCAUGAUGUUGUGUUGGUGAUCAAUAAAGGAUACCAUCGUGUUGGUUUCGAUGGGCGUUCUCCAAA
Molecule: messenger RNA, 1098 nt
Organism: Musa acuminata AAA Group (dessert banana)
Lineage: Eukaryota; Viridiplantae; Streptophyta; Magnoliopsida; Zingiberales; Musaceae
Product: glutathione S-transferase U17-like
Exons: 2
Coding region: 1-900 (299 amino acids)
Biological process (GO): glutathione metabolic process
Cellular component (GO): cytoplasm
Molecular function (GO): glutathione transferase activity
Source: RefSeq, a predicted model, not a curated record